Nicotiana tabacum (common tobacco) is the source of this 2299-nucleotide messenger RNA. RefSeq names its product transcription factor TCP2-like. Gene Ontology annotation, molecular function: DNA-binding transcription factor activity; sequence-specific DNA binding. The record is from RefSeq and is a predicted model, not a curated record. Lineage: Eukaryota; Viridiplantae; Streptophyta; Magnoliopsida; Solanales; Solanaceae. Gene Ontology annotation, biological process: regulation of secondary shoot formation. Gene Ontology annotation, cellular component: nucleus.
CCGCUCUGCCUUCUUUUAAUUAGUCUUCUUUCUUCUUCUUAGGUCAAGGAUAGUCUUCUUUCUUCUUCUUAGGUCAAGGACUAGCUGUCCUAAAGCUUAAAUCUAAAGCCCCGUGAAAAGCUAGUUGUUUCAGCUCAAAUGAAGUAUAACACAGAGCUGUGGAGCUGAGAAGAGUUCUGAACAAAUACACAGUCCUUUGUUUCGAAAGCCUGCAAAAAAAAGAAGCACUAUCUGUAGCUGAACGUGAUAUAUCAAAACGCAAAAAACGCCUUUUUACACAAAACACAUAGUAUUAUUUCCUUUCUCUUUAAAUGUGUGUAUAUUCAUUAGUACUUAUUAUUAAAGCCAAAGUACUGUUGUAAUCAUGAUCAAUGCAAAGGACAUCCAAAACCCACGUCUAUAUACAGUCCCCCAACUUACACCCCCUUACACCAGCUCAUAUUUUUCUCUUUUUCUUCAUUUCUAAACCCUAAAUCCCAAAUCCACACAUAAAAAAAAAAACCCUAUAGUCCUACUUAAUUAUUCUCAAGAAACUACUUUUGUGAGGUAGGGUUUUCUUGAUUUUGAAAAAAAAAUUUGUUUGAGAAAAGGCAUGAAAGUUGUAGUAUGGAGAUUGAGGAGAUUCAAACUCAAGACUGUAAAUUUCCAAGAAUCAGCUACCAAGAUGAAGAAGAUGAUAUAGGAGAAGUUAAAAAGAGUAGUUUUGGUGAUAUUGGUAAACUUUAUGGGUGGCCGUCAUCAAGAAUUGUUAGAGUAUCUCGUGCAUCAGGAGGGAAAGAUAGGCAUAGUAAGGUUUGGACUUCUAAAGGGUUAAGAGAUAGGCGUGUUCGCCUUUCUGUUAAUACAGCUAUACAGUUCUAUGAUUUGCAAGACCGGCUUGGCUGUGAUCAGCCGAGUAAGGCUGUGGAGUGGCUUCUGAAAGCAGCCGCUCCUUCUAUUGCUGAGCUGCCGCCUCUUGAGGGGUUUCCAGAUGCACAGCAGCUCAGUGAUGAGAAAAGGUCAAGUGCUGGGGUUGAGCCGGGUUUUGAUUCAGCUGAUGUUGAAAUGGAUGAUGAUGACCCGAAUUACCACCAGCAACAGCAACAACAACAACCUUGUAGUAGCAAUUCUGAGACCAGCAAAGGUUCUGGAUUGUCACUUUCUCGGUCCGAAAGUCGGAUCAAGGCAAGGGAACGAGCAAAGGAAAGGGCGGUGGAGAAGGAAAAAGAGAAAGAAAAUGAGUCUUCUAUUGUUGCUCAUCAUCACCAAAAUAUGCACCAUAGCUCUUCUUUCACCGAGCUAUUGGCAGGCGGUAUGAACAACAAUAACAACAACAGCAGCAACAAUAACAGUAACACCAGUCCUAUUCACCAAAACACGGCGAGGCAAUGGUCUACUAAUCCCUUGGAAUACUUUACCUCGGGACUAUUAGGCCCAUCAUCUACUCGUGCAAUCGACAACUCUACUGGCUUCUCGGGUCAAGUUUAUUUGGGAAAUCCUCUACAGCCAUUAAUAGCUGUGUCUUCGCCAAUGUUUAGUAUUUCGGGGGACCAUCAACCCGAGCUGCAGCAUUUCCCCUUUGGCGGUAACAACCUAGCCCCGGUUGUGACCGCCAAUGGGGAAAGCAAUAGCCACAGCAAUACCAGUAACGAGUACAAUUUGAACUUCAGCAUUUCUAGGGGGACCCUUCAGUCCAAUUCUUCUUCUACUUCACCAUCUAUUUUGCCUCAUCACUUCCAGAGGUUUUCUCCUAUAGAUGGAUCACAAAAUUUAUUUCUUGGAACUACAAUGGCAACUGCUGCUGCUGCUCCUAAUGCUGCUGCAUUAUAUGAUGCUCCUUUACAGCUCUUCUAUGGCAAUGGCUAUGACCAUUCAGAUCAGAAAGGAAAAGGAAAGAACUAACUUCAUUAAAAAGCUAGUGCCUUUACUGCCCCAUCUUCAUCUAAGGCAAUUGAAGAUGGAAGCUACAACUAUGUCCCAAAGGGAGCAUGUUUUUCUCUUCGACAGGCUUAUUAUGCUUCUUAAAUCCUCAUUCUGCAUUAUUCAUUUUGAGUACUAUUUUUUUUAAUCUUGUAUUUAGCUAAGGGUUUAUCUGAAACAACCUCUCUAUCUUUCCAGGGUAGGGGUAGAGGGAGGGGUAAGGUCUACGUACGCAUUACUCUUUCCAGACCCCACUUGUGAGAAUACACUAGAUCUGUUGUUGUUGUUACCCUGACAGCAGUUGGUGCACAGGUUUGAAACUCCGGGAUGUAUGCCUACCAAUUUGUGUAUUUCUUGUGAGACGUAAUUGAUUGUUGAUUGGAGUGCUUUUUUUUUUUUU